AUGGCAACACCGGAGUCAUUACGAGAACCGUGUCCUGACCGUAUCCUCGAUGACAUUGGUGGUGCUUUUGGUCUAGGAGCCGUUGGAGGAUCAGCUUUUCAUUUCCUUAAAGGGUCAUACAACUCCCCGAAAGGUAGUCGCUGCAUGGGAGGAAUACAAGCAGUGAAAAUGAAUGUUCCUCGUUUGGCAGGCAGUUUUGGCGUUUGGAUGGCUUUAUUCUCGACGUUUGAUUGCUCCAUGGUGUUCCUCAGGCAGAAGGAGGAUCCAUUGAACUCCAUCAUUGCAGCUGCUGCAACUAGAGGGGUUCUAUCGAUGCGGCAGGGGCCUAGCAUGGCUGCGAGAUCAGCGCUUUUUGGUGCGGUUGCGAUGGCUUUGUUCGAAGGAGCAAUGAUAACGUCGAACAAGAUUCUGGAUCAGUCUAAAAAUUUGAAAAUGGAGGAAGGAAGAAAGAUGGUGAAUAAGGAGCCGCAGAAAACGAGUAGCAAAAAUGAAGCAAAGGUAUUAGAGAGUUUUGAUGCGCCUACGGUGCCAUCAUUUGAUUACAAGUAAGCUUUGUUUAUCUAUCUUAUAUCAUUGUUGUCUACUGUCUCUUUGUUCUAGGAAGAGUGAACAACACAUUUUGUCUCCUUUUUCUCUGAAAGUUAUGUUUUACAACUAUUG
This is a messenger RNA of Eruca vesicaria subsp. sativa (arugula), 660 nucleotides long. NCBI's taxonomy places the organism in Eukaryota, Viridiplantae, Streptophyta, Magnoliopsida, Brassicales, Brassicaceae. The record is from the annotation of a GenBank genome assembly.